Messenger RNA from Styela clava, 4230 nucleotides. The record is from RefSeq and is a predicted model, not a curated record. NCBI's taxonomy places the organism in Eukaryota, Metazoa, Chordata, Ascidiacea, Stolidobranchia, Styelidae.
GGUGAAGAAAGUGAUAAGGUAUAUUUUACAACUGAACUCCAAAAUAACAACGAAAUUUUAUCUCGAGAAUUACUUUUAAAAUAUGGAUGAAAGCUCUGGUCCCCCUGGCGAUUUUGCUCAGCGAUAUUUGACAAGACAAUCUUUUUCACCUGGACAAGGGAUUUAUAUGUCUCAUAGAUCUUCAUCAGAUCAAAAUUCACAUUUUAGGAAUUCUAUGCCAGGAAGCUGCAAUGAGUUUUCACCCUUUAAACCUUCAAACAUCAGAUCACCGGAAUGCCGAAAAAUAAUGGAUAGAAUUUCAACCUUUUGUGGGAAAGAAAAUUUAGUUCAAAGAGUGGCUUUCCUUGAUCAGGAACUGUCAGUAUUCGGCUAUCCGUCCAUAGUCAGCGAUUUUGAAGAUGACUUGGAAUUGUCGCCAGAUCAACAACAAGGUGGCACUAUAGAUCUUGUGACUCUUGUAAACAUCUCGUACGAUCUACUGAGAUCUUGGCGACAAUCAUUUGAAAUACAAAGUGAAUCGAACGACGUACAACGAUCUUCUGAAGCCGAAAUUGUACGAUUGAGACAUCUGGCCUCAAGAUUGAAGGAAGACAUUGCGAAUAAGGAUCGAGAUUUAAAAUCAAAAGAAUUGAUGCAGCUACAGCUGUCACAAAGAAUGGAAAGUCUCAAGAAGAAGUUUAAACUCGAGCAGGACAAGUCGAAAAAACUUUCUGCUGAAAUGACAGCGAGAGAUUCACAAUUUCGUCACGAAAAGAAAAAAAAGGUCCAAGAGAUUGAGAAAUUGCAAUCUCGUUUGCAACAGUUAUUACAGGACAAACGCCAUGAACGAAUGCUUGGAAUAGAAAUUCUAAAUUCUCUGCAACGAUCAGACGGGAAGCGUGGAAAAUGGAGCACAGAUAAAACUAAGAAAAGCAAUGAGCAAGACAUGUAUCGUUUAAUCAUCACAAAUUACGAAGACUCUCAAAAACAAUUGUUGAAAGAAAAUGACGGAAUGAGAAAAUAUUUAAAAGAAAUGCAGAACGAACUAAUAUCAGCUCUGAAUGAGAGAACUAACAAUGUACAUGACCAAAGCCAAUCAUCCAACCAUGGAGGUGUCAAAGGUCAAACUGAAGGUGACAGACCAGAUAGUUCAAGGUCAAGCAGUGCUGCUUCUAAUAUGUCUGAAACUUCCGAUGUGUCGGAGCCGAUGUCAGACGGCAUGUUUGAGAUGCCUUAUGAUCUAGUCAAAGAAGACAUUGAGAAGAGCAUCAGGAAUAAAUGGAGAGCGCUGAAAAAAGAAAUUAGGAAAACUAGGAAUGCUGAUAAAGCUCAACAGUCUAAUAAAGAAAACUACACAGAAAAUGAAUAUGAUGAUUUGGUUCAACAACAACAAGAACUCAUUGAUUAUCUGACAACAGGGGAAGGUGAAAGUUCAGAUCGUCCUAUUCCUGAAGAUUGUUAUUUUCUUGAAGAAAAAGCUGAUUUUGAGAAAGAAAAGAAUGUUUUUAACCAACAGAAACAAGCAUUUGAUAAGGAGAGACAACUUUAUGCAGAAGCAUUACUUCAGUUGGAUGAACAAAGACAAUCAUUUGAAAUUGAGAAAAACAAAUGGCUCCAACAAAAUUUCCUACAACUGACACCUUUCAGAGACAAUCGUCCUUCUACUGCUCCACAUCCAAAUCUUCGAGGCAAAGAGCCGUCUUCUCACUAUAUCAAGUCAACAAGGCAACAGCCGUAUCAAGCAAGGCCAUCUAUAAGCCCAGAUAGAUCUUUAAAGGGAAAUGACCAACAACAAUCCAAGAGUUACCAAAGUCAACAACUUAUGCAAAACUCUCCAAAUAACAUCACUCAGACACUAAGCAGACUUCACUCAUCAAGUCAUCAUAACUCAUUCUCACCUGAUAAUAUGCAACAUAGAUCUCCCGAUCCGUCAUGGCCAACCCGCACUCCAGAGAACAAUCAAAAAACUGCCACAACCGACCCCCACAGAACAAAAAGUACCCCCAACACAACAAACUCUAUACCUCCACCUAGUACUGCGGAAUUAUAUCGAAGCUUGGGAUUGGUUUAUUACGGAAGUGAUAAGGAAAAUGAAGAGACAGGAAACACUGGAAAGUUACCACAUCAUCAUGAGAGAAGAAUAACCUCAACAUCAAAGACCGAACACCAAAGAAACAUCCGUCGAUUUCACCACAAAAUGAAGAAUUCACCACCUAGUGGUUUAAAACCGUCGCCACCGAAGUUCGAUAAAGGAGACCCUGCGGAUUGCAGUUCAAUUCGACGAUCAUACAACGCUACGUACGAUAAAACUGUCCUCACCACAAAUGGUAGUAUAAACGAAACUCAUAAAAGGAGUUCCAGUGCUCCCAAAGACAGUUUCCUUCACUCUUCAAAUGAUUCUCAUGGGAGCACUGGCAAUAGUAUGCUUUAUGAUACCGUGCUAAAUGCUGAAACUCCAAAUCCGCAAAUAAGGGAGAAGUUUGUUGUUGUUGAGGACUUGAAAGCUGCCUUAUUCCAAGAUUAAUUAUAACUUCUAACGUAUCAGAUGAUAUCAGUGGGGGCUAGUAAAGGGCCUUGUUCAGAGAGGAAAGUGUGAAAGAAAAGUCUAAAAACAAAUUUCCCAAUUCAAAUACAUGAUUAAGAAUAUUUUAUUGGUCUUUUCCAAGGGUGUGAAACCUGCAACCUGUUGGUCAAGGUCAAAUGAGUUCCACAAGGAAAAAUUGUGUGGCUCACGAAGAAGUGCCAAUUUUGAAUGGUAUGUGGCCCGCAAAACGAGUUUUCAACUUAAUCUGGUACGUUACCAGCAUGUAUUGACAUUAAAACAGCUUGCUUGUGCGAAGCGAACAACGCAUGUCAUAUGAUCAAUAAUCAAAUUUUUGUUGUCUGCAAGUACAAGAAAGCCUAUGUUAAAAUAAAGGUGCUACCCGCGGUUUCGCCCAGUUAUUUCUAUCUGACUCUCUUGUAUUAAGGGUUGCACACCCCUGGUUCCUGGUUUCGAAUUUUAUUUUAUGCAGCCACUGACAUGCUUUUCAACCUUUUUUUGCACAGAUAUGUAUUUCCCUAUGAGUCAAUACAUUCUAUCUCAUUGUGGUAAUUUGAAAAAUUUUCAAAUUCAACUGGUCAGCAAUGUUACUAAAUUAGCAGAAUUUGAACACUGUUAUUAUACCAUCAAAUAUUCUGCCACUUACAUGUGUACUUGGUCUUAUGUUAUUUUGGAUUUGCAAAUUAUUGCAUUUCAAUCGUUUUUGUUUAGUAGGACAAUCUGAAAUUAUAAAGUUCAUUUUUUGUUUCACCAUUUAAAUGAGUAAUUUAUUUUGUCACCGUAGAUGGUACAUAUCGAAGGCCUUUGUUCAGGACCCCAGAGAGCUCCUACAUGCUCUCCAGGGGGUCUAACGUUCGGUUCAAUUUGAGAAACUCUGGUAUCAGCAAAUAAUAUCUGUAAACUGCACAUCCAUUUUUAUUUGUUUUAGUUUAUUGUACUGAAAUGAUCAAGUGUGUAUUGUAUUUAUGUUCUAAGUGUUCCAGCACUGUAUUUAUUUUAUGAUUAUUCUUAUUUAUUGUACAUGAUCUUAAACGUAAGACGUCUGGUUGCUAUCUCAAACAGUUUGCCACUUGCAGACCUUAUUUCCUUGUAUAUGACAUAAUUAAAACUAAACUGUAAGAGCAUUCAAGCAUGACUGGCAGCAACUGAUACAAAAUCUUAGCAGCCUCACUGUGAUAAAAUUAUUAUCAAAUUCUGUCCAUUUAUGGCGAAGUGUUGUUAGCCGACAUUUUUUAUCACUACCCAAUUGGCACAGCCAAAUUGUUCGCGACCCACAAAAGCUAAAAUAAAACCUAAUAAUACAAAAAUUGCUUGCAUAUUCUCGCACUAAAGAUCAAAUCUUGAUGGAGCUGGUUUAUUUUUGAUAUUGUUUAGUUGCCAGUUUGCAUGGCUGAUUAAUAUGUUUUCUGUAUAAGUAUGAAAAUAGUAUUUGAUACCGGAAUUUAUCCCAGAUUCCAAAUGUUACUUAUUAGUGUGACUGUGUUUUCGUUUGUGAAAAUGUUUUAUCCUAUGAUUUUUUGAUGAUUAGGAAACUGUUUCUUUUUCUUUAACUGUUACAAAAUAAUUGGUUUUCAAAAUCUGGCAUCCUCCUUUGUGUCCCACUUCAAAUUCUGCUUGUCCAAGUUUUCAGUAUCUUGUGUUUUAUUGCUUAUGUGUUGAACUUUGUUUUAAUGAAUCUUUCAAAUGAAAUAAUUUUAUUCCUACUCAAA